This is a messenger RNA of Biomphalaria glabrata, 3892 nucleotides long. Its product is annotated as protein PAT1 homolog 1-like. Gene Ontology annotation, cellular component: P-body. The transcript is spliced from 20 exons. Gene Ontology annotation, biological process: deadenylation-dependent decapping of nuclear-transcribed mRNA; P-body assembly. Gene Ontology annotation, molecular function: RNA binding. Bases 106 to 2577 code for a protein of 823 amino acids. NCBI's taxonomy places the organism in Eukaryota, Metazoa, Mollusca, Gastropoda, Planorbidae. The record is from RefSeq and is a predicted model, not a curated record.
GUUAUAUUAAUGAAGGUUGUAUAAAUCUAAUUUACAAGUUAUAUUUUUCUGAAAUUUUGUUCCGAGGCUAUUAUUAGUUCACUACACAACACAAAUGGCGUAAAUAUGGCGUUAUCACAAGAUGAGCACAGAUUUUUUUCUGCUCUUGGAGCAGGAAAAGGUGAAGAAAAUGAACUCAUUCAAGCACCAGAAGAGGAGGAAGAUUUUGAUAUUUUAAAUGAUGAAACAUUUGGAGACUUGGGAGAUGUUGGAGAGUUUGAUUGGGAAGACACUCACAAACGAACAGAAGAGUUGGAGGACUCCUUUAUUCCUGAUCAUCAUGGAGAACUUACUAAAGACUCUGGUUUUAUCACCAUGGAUAGAGGCUAUUCUACUGCAACUCAGGAAGAAGAGCUGGAGCAAUCUAUCAGUCGGCUCAUGGUAGAUGAUGUAGAUAGCAAAGGGUUUGAUGUAAAUGGACAGCCAAUCCCAGGGGUCAUGAGAAAAUCUCAUCUGGAUAAACUGUUUGGUCCUAAUUCACCUCCUGGAUAUAUGGAUUUGGAGACGCUGCAUUCUCCAGGAAAAAACAUAUGGGGAUCGCCAUCUGCAGACAAUCACUUUCAAAAGCCAGUCAAUAAUGCUCUGCAGGCCUUAUUUGCUUCUGCUAAACAAGCUGCUUUUAGAGACUUUCCAGGGGUUUUCAGUGACUCCAGUUCUACUCCAGUCCAAAUACCAAAUUUGCCUUUACCAUCUGAAGCUCAAACUUUAGCCGAAAUAGAAAACAGCAUGCUUGCUCGUGAGCAUCAUAAACCUCGAGUGCUGACCUCCGAAGAACUGGAGCGUCAGCUAAGGGGAGAGUCUCCAAUACAUACAGAUCAGAAACCAUACUCGCUGCCUGUACAGAUUCCUCCUGUUGGUACAUCUGUGGCUUUCCGAAAACAGGAUACACCUAUGAUGGGUCAGAUAGGAGCAAAACUUGCUAAUGGAGGAAGUUCACCUAUCAAUAUAAUAAGAUCUCCUCCAAUGGCAUUACAAGGUUUUCAUGAAUCUCCUGUUGUAAUAGGCCGAUCCCCUUCUCCAUCAUCCACACACUUUAUGCCUCCAUUACCAAUGAUAUCUCCAAGUCUAUUGCCACCUUUUCCACCUGUGUUAAUGGCUAAUUGCCUGUUUGGAAAUGCAUUGUCGAGACCUCCACCACCUGCAGGACUUCCACCCAUCCCCAAUUCUCCAUUUGGAAGCCCAACUGCUGCUUAUAUAUUACCUAGACAAAAACCUCCACUUCCUUAUCAGCACCAACAGCAAUACCCAGGGCACCAUUGGGAUGGAAAUCAUGUAGACUUCAGAGGAUCAGGUGUUUACAGCAACCAGCAUGGAAGAGAGCAUCAGGAUUAUAAUGUUCACAGAGGACCUGGUCAGCAUGGUCAUUUUAACAGACAUCAUACACAGGACUAUCAAGAUAAAGAUAUGGAAGAUGAAUAUGCUGGCUUGAUGACCAAGAAAGAGAAAGAUUGGAUCAUAAAGAUUCAACUAAUACAGCUUCAAACAGACAACCCCUAUUUAGAUGAUUAUUACUAUACAUACUACACUAUGAAGAAAAAGCUGGCAGAUCGAGAGAAACAAGGUGACAAACAGAAUAAUGAGCUGGAACUUUUGAUCCCUAACAUGGUGAAGAUUGAACCCAGAACUUACACACCAGCUCAAUUUGAAGGUUCGUUGGGACGGCUUACUGCUGCCAGUGUACAUAACCCUAGACAAAUAAUAGAUAUUUGCCGCACUGUUUCUCCCACAAAUGAAGAGACUACUCCCAAAAGUGUUAGUAAAGAGUUGCGGCGCUACAGACAGUUGUUGAUGGAUAUUGAAAAGGGUUUCAAUGUGAUUUUGGAUAUUGAUGACAUAGAGAAAAAAGUACUUGCUCUGCCCAAUGAGAACAGGAUGCCCUUAUUUGAGGAACGUAUAGAGAAAAUACAAAUUGUUUAUGAUUACUUUAUGCAAGACCAGACCUAUAAAAAUUUUGUACCAACACUAACUGUAAGAAAAGGCCGUAAACUUUUAGCCAGAUUAAUGCCUCUGUUAAAUAAGGUCCAGUGGUUAUCUAUUGUUACUGUACUGCUAUCACAUUUACCAGUCUUGAUUAAAAAAGACCAGGAAGAAGAGGGCUUGCAGGUUUUGUUACCUCCACUCUCUCGCCAUAUUGCACAAUGUGAUUUAGAAGUUUUGGUUCAUUAUGCUGCAAUACUACAGAAGCAUCCACAACAGAAUAUAGAAGGUCUUUCACUUCUGCUGCACAACUCAUUUGGUAUUUCUUUGUUAUGUUGUCUGAUCAAGGCUGGAGAGGAUUACUUUAGGAAUACAUCACCUGUGGAUAUAGAUAACCAGUUCAAGACUCAAUGGACUCAGUUCAUAGAAGAAUUUGUUAUGAGUUUGGAAAGUGUACCUAAAGAGGAACUUGCAUGGCCAGAUACACAUCAGCCACAAAUUGGAGAUCAUGUAGACAGAUUUAUAAACAAUAAGUUGAUUGGCUCUGUGGAAGACAAAUUGGCACAUUUUUCAAAGCCCCGCCCAAAGACCACCAUUGAAAAAUAUGAUGAAGGCAGUUAGUGCCUUUUUUUUUUAAUUGUUUUAGUUUUUGUAAAAAUAAAACUGCAAGUUUUUGUCAUGUGUUUUCCAGACACUAAUUUUCUAUUUGUCAUGUACAAUUUCAUUUGAUGAAUUGAUGCAGAUGAAUUUCAACAUGAAUUAACAUUGAAUUCUAUUUUUUUCUUUAAAUAAGGAUGCAUUGUUUCUAUGAAGCCAUUGAUACAAAAUGUUCAAGUAUCAAAAGCUUCCAAAGUUACCAUUUUGGUUGCAGGUUCCUGUUUUCAAGAUGAUAGAUUUUAAAGAUAACAUUAUGAAUGAUAAGAAUAAGGUUCCCCGCCUCCCCCACCCCCCUACUUUGGUUCACAAUAAAAACGUGUUACUCAUUGGUUUGAUAGAGAUAGUGUCUACUCUCUAAGCUCAUUGGUUUGAUAGAGAUAGUGUCUACUCUCUAAGCUCAUUGGUUUGAUAGAGAUAGUGUCUACUCUCUAAGCUCAUUGGUUUGAUUGAGAUAGUGUCUACUCUCUAAGCUCAUUGGUUUGAUAGAGAUAGUGUCUACUCUCUAAGCUUUCUUGUUUCAUCACAUUCAAUCAAACUUUUGUGUUUGUUCCUGUUAACUUUUAAUGUCUGACUGAGGAUCAUGUCAAAACUCACCAAAUUGAAACUGAAACAAAAGAUCUGAAGUUCACUGUGUACAUCUAUGCAAAUAAACAAAACAAAAAAAUAAUAAUUUUACAGUCAUUGUAACUAGAUACAUCAGUGGACAAGUUGUCACAUUUCAAAUACAUUUCUGAAUAUUUAUUGUAACUUUUUUAUAUCAAUUUAAAAGUCAAGGGCAAUUUUCCUUGUAAACUUUUUUUAUUAAUUUUUUUUUUUAAUCCUAGUUUCUGUUAUUUUGUAAACUCUAAACAAUUAUGAUUAGAGACUUGUAGACUUCAUGAAGUUGAGACUUGUGCAAAGAAACAUCUGUGUCUUUAGAGGAAAUAGAAUUGCUUUGGGAAUGAUUUUCAGGAUGAAUUGUUUGUUUCUAUUUCCCAAUCAGAUCAUCUGUUGUAGACCUAGACAAUAAUGUCAGUCAAUGACUCACCUGAUCUUGUAUAUAUUAAAUUACUUUGUUCUUAUUUUCUUGGAUCAAGUGUGUGUGUGUGUGUGGAAGGGCAUGUAGUGGAUGUAGUGACUGCAUUGCAUUCACUGUCACUUUGUUUGGAAAUUCAAAGUCUUUUAUACUAAUAUAAAUUUCUGUGGGACAGAACCUAUGUGUACAAUUAUGUUCAAUGAAUUCUGUCCAAUGUGUAUGAACUAUGAAAGUCUUGAAAUAAAUUAGAGUUGUUACCAUUUA